CCUUACCCCACAGCAUGUCAGCGCCGCGCGGCUUUACAGAUACCUCAACGCCACGCGUCUUUUUACUCUCCCCUGAUAACUACAAUAAACAUGUUCGUCGCUCGUCGUCCCCAGCCCCGAUCGCGGACGGACGUGCGGAAGGAUUUUCCAGUGGGUGGAUAUUGUUCAUAGCGCUAGCAUAAAACCGCAAUGACACGAAAUCACGAUGCGUGAAUACGGUGCUCAAGGACUGCUCGUGUACAACGGCUCGAGCUCAUGGUGCUCUCAUGCGCAUCGACGUCGACGCUCUUGCCCGCGUCCAUGCGUCCAUUCCCCCAACCUCCCUCCCGACUCUUCGAAAGAAAUAUCUUCACAACAGCUUACGCAUGUACAGUUUGAAUGCGGGAGGCACCAUCAUCGGCGUCGUGCUCUGAAGACCAAGCAGCGCUUCAAAGGAAAGCUGGGUCCUAACGGCGAGCGACCAUGUCCCGGCGAGCGACGCUGACCUUCAAUGAAAACCUAGCCGAGCUGUGCGUGCGAAGGACGCAGCACUACGCCAGCGCGAAUGCGGGUUGCAGGACGAACGGAAGGGCGCGAGCGCUACUCUGCAGGACUCAUGCCCCUCACCUCAUUCUUUCUCCCCUCGUCCCCUUGUCAUCCUACGCUCACCCAAUGUCCGUCUCGUCAUCCUCCUACGCGCAUCCCCUCUCAAUUCAUCCUCUCCUCCUCUACCCCCAUCCCUUCCUCUACCCCCGCUUCCGUUUCUUCCAUUCUCCCCCCUCCCUUGCUCACUCCCUUCUUUCCUCCCUCGCUCGCUUGCUUCUUUUCCGCUCUAUCCCUUUCCCGUUCCCCUCUCGCCAUCGCUCUCUCUCGAACUCACCACCGCGCUCUCUCCGAACUCACUACCCCUUUUCCAUCUCAUCUUUCUCUUACCUGCCCUCGGGUCUAUGUUCAUGAAUACAGAAUAUGGCGGCUCUUGAUACGGAAUUUGGUGGCGAAUCUCUCUCGAACUCGUACGGCGGUGCAGGAGAGCUCGUACGGCGGGCGGUGGGCCGGUUUGUGCAACGGGUGGUGGACUAGUUUCUGCAACGGGCGGUGGGACAGCUUGUGCAACGAGCGACGGAGCACCUCGUGAAGCGAGCGGCGGGGUACUACACAUCAUCGAGCAUCGGCGGG
Schizophyllum commune H4-8 is the source of this 1155-nucleotide messenger RNA. RefSeq lists its product as uncharacterized. Lineage: Eukaryota; Fungi; Basidiomycota; Agaricomycetes; Agaricales; Schizophyllaceae. The record is from RefSeq and is a predicted model, not a curated record. Bases 463 to 936 code for a protein of 157 amino acids. The transcript has a single exon.